Malaya genurostris is the source of this 1145-nucleotide messenger RNA. RefSeq names its product IQ domain-containing protein N-like. NCBI's taxonomy places the organism in Eukaryota, Metazoa, Arthropoda, Insecta, Diptera, Culicidae. Bases 247 to 600 code for a protein of 117 amino acids. The record is from RefSeq and is a predicted model, not a curated record. The transcript has a single exon. Gene Ontology annotation, molecular function: calmodulin binding.
UGCCAGGUCUAGUGAUCUUAGUUUACACUGAACGCUCGAAGCGUACGAACACGCAAAAAAAGUCAGAAACGUUCCUACUUACAAGUGCUUCAUUCAGACCGCGUUACGGACGAUCGCGCACACUUCGGCCGAGAUUUAUUGUGAGCUAAACAACCCCCAAAAGCCAGCAUCAUCACGUUGAAAGACGAACAGCGGCUCAACGCGUUGGACACGUUAGUAGACAGUUUGAAGCCGCUGGUGAACGAGAUGCAUAUUCAUCCGAGCUCGCCGAAUUCGUCCCAGUCGGAGGAUGACGCCGCCACGAAAAUCCAAGCCGGAUUCCGUGGCUACCGGGUGCGAAAGCAAAUCCGUCAGAACAAGGGCGGAAAUGGAUCGUCGACUGCCAGCGGAUCCAACGGUCAGCAGCGAUCACCGAAGGUCGGCAAGAAAAUCGGUGCAAGCCUAGAGGACAAUUCGGCGGUGAAGAUACAGGCCGGAGUACGGGGCUUUCUGGUGCGUAAGCGACAGAAAGUGGCCACCGAAGCUGCCACCAAGAUUCAGGCUAGCUUUCGUGGGUUCAAAACACGCAAGGACCUGAAAACGACCAAAACGGAGAAGUAAUGAGAGCGAACCUCGCGAACAAUUCCAGAGAAUUGCUGCCGAAUCAGUCAGUGACCACAAAGAAACGGAGACCUAUUUUAAUUGUAGUUAGUUAGCAGUGUGACUUUUUUUAUAGAUAGAAAUGUUGUACAUUUGAAUCAUAAACAGUAAUCUUACCCAGAUUGUACCACAAGUGACAAGAGGUUGAAGAGUUCGAAAAAAAAAACAAAAACUGUGAGUCAGAGUCUCGACCCCGGACGGUCAAUAACAAAUUCCAGCGAUGUUCUGGAACUGGUACUCCCGACAUACUACGAUAGAAGAAAGAGAGUGAACUGAUUUUCGAAUAUGGUUAUUGCUUACUCACAGUGGGAUCUGACCAUUUUGCCAUGAUCUGGCACUCUGCUACUGAUUCUCAACAACAGAAGAUGAAGGAAAAAAACAAGUGUUGCUUCGUUGCUUAUAGGUUUAAGUUAUGUGAUCUGUUUGCUACUUCCCAUUUUUAUAGACGUGGAAGGAAGUACCCCUAAUAAGAGAUGAGAUAAAUAUAAUUUUUUUUCCAGUAUAAA